Molecule: messenger RNA, 1014 nt
Organism: Esox lucius (northern pike)
Lineage: Eukaryota; Metazoa; Chordata; Actinopteri; Esociformes; Esocidae
Product: immunoglobulin lambda-1 light chain-like
Exons: 4
Coding region: 87-812 (241 amino acids)
Source: RefSeq, a predicted model, not a curated record
GUCCUUCAGACUCUCCUCUCCUCACACUCCAACCUGUUCAUCUCUCAUCUGGACAGUAAGGGUUGUUCACAUCACACACUGACAACAUGCUGGGGACACUCUGCACUCUCAUCACUGCUCUAACAUGUGUCAGUGGUGUGGUUGUAGUGACACAGAAGCCUCCUGUUGUGACAGUGAGGAAAGGAGAGAUGGUCACUCUGGACUGUAACACGGGGGAUGAUGGCAAGAUUGCUUUUUGGUAUAAACACGUACAAGGAGGAGUUCCUCGGUUGGUGUUAUAUUACCACCAUAGUUACAGCUCUGUAAAAUACGGUUCUGGUUUCUCCUCUCCUAAAUUCACAUGUAAUCAUCAGUCUCAAAGAGAUUAUCAGUUUCUCAUCAAUAAUGUGGAGGAGUCAGACUCAGCAGUGUAUUACUGUCAUACAUGGGACGGCUAUGCUUCAGAACACGUAUUCGGACAAGGAACCAAGCUCAUUGUCACUGAUGGAGAUCUUGGUACACCUGCUGUGACCCUGUUCCCUCCAUCUACUGAAGACCUCAAGUCCAGUAAAACAACCCUGGUGUGUCUGGCUAGUAACCUGUCUGAGAGGUCCAAGGGGUUAGUAGAUGUCAGCUGGACUUCUAACGGUCAAUCAGUGACAGAUGUUUCUACCAGCCCUGCUGAGCAACAACCAGACAAAACCUUCAAGAUCAGCAGCUAUCUGACCAUUAACACUGAAGAGUGGGACAAGGACGUCCUGUUCACAUGUAAAGUGUCAUUUGGGUCAACAUACUCUGAGAAAGAGAUCAGAAAGUCUAGUUGCAGAAUGUAAAGUUGUAGUUUGAGUAAAUUAGUAUAACGGUAGUUUUGCUUUUUUAGAGUGGGUUUUAACAACAUGUCAGUAUUGAUGAAAUAACUUUACUUACACGUAUACAUUAAACCUUUCCAAAAAUACUACAAAAUACACUGGGUGAGGAAACCUACUGUAUUCUUAUUCAUAGUUUCAUCAUUGCUGUAUUGUCUGGAUAUUAAAU